UUUAUUUUUAAUUAUAAUUUUCUUCCUCCGAAGCCGAUUAAAUUUUGCAAGGAUACCGUUAUAGCCGCGAAUGUGGAAAAUCUUUAUUCACAAAUGACAAACCGCACCGCCAGGGAAUCUUUCCAAGAGAUGGAUUCUGAAUCGCCUUCAACUUUCGACUCGGAGGAUUACUCCCCGGCUGAUAAGAGGAGCAGAACAGUGGAAGAUUUCAACAAAUUCUGCACUUUUGUGUUGGUUUACGCUGGGUACAUCCCUUGCCCUCAGGAAGAUUUGCCUCUCCGGACCAGCUCCAGUCCUCCCAACAGCACAGGCAGCACAGCAGAUAGUGAGCCCUGGGAUCUUCGCUACAAUGACCUCCCACUGUCCGUUCCUUCCAAGGCUAAACGCAGGAAAACUCUAACAGGCUUCAAACGAGCCAAACCAUACUCAUUUCUGAAGCAUCACAAAUCCGGUGGCUUCCUGCUGCCCGCCUUCAAUCGUAGGAAGUCUGAUAAGAUGAAGAGGAAGCACAAGGUGAGGACAAAAGAGGAGGGCCCAAGGAUAGAAGAACCGCGCAUCGAGGAACCUGUCAAGCAGGAAUCACCUGAUCUGGAUCCAGUGACCAAACCAAGAUUCACUGACCAUGAUGCAGUGGACACAACACCAGUUCCUACUAACACAGUACCUCUUGCCCCUGAGCCCCUUGCCCCUGAGCCCCUCACGGACUUCCCAAGUGAAGGCCAGGACGGUUCUUUUGUGCCAGUCACUGCAACAGAAACGAUGAAUGAGACGAUAAAAAGUGAAAAAGUGGAACGACACAGAACUGUUUUCCGUCAGGGAAAGCAGGUUGUGUUCAGGGAUGUGGAUACAACGGGCAAUGAUGAGGACAUCAUGGUGGAUUCUGACGACGAUUCCUGGGAUCUGGUGACAUGUUACUGCAUGAAGCCAUUUGCUGGACGGCCAAUGAUAGAGUGUAAUGAGUGUGGUACCUGGAUCCACCUGUCCUGUGCCAAAAUCCGCAAGUCCAAUGUCCCGGAGGUGUACGUCUGUCAAAGGUGCCGAGACUCCAAAUGCGAUAUUCGAAGAUCAAACCGGUCCCGGACCGGCUGCAGAAAGCACUUCCUCGACUGAGGCCAUAACAUUAAACUGCUGGUUGAAAAGUUAGCUGUUGAAAAGUCUGGGCAGAAAAGUCUGUUAAAGAUUCAUUUCAGAUGCGCUGUAUUAAAUAAAUUCCUACCUGUUUAUUAUUAUUUUAGGUCUGUUAUGGCAAUAUAUUGGAAUUAAUUCAGAAUAGUAAACCAAACUGAAAGUUUAUGUGAGAAGGAGAUCACCAUCUAUUUAAGUGUCCCCCAAGCCUUUAUCUGUUUUUUAUCUGUACUUCUAGAUACAUGAACAGGAUUGUCUUUCUUGUGCACCCUUCCCUCUUUGUAUACUGCAAGAUGUAUAUUGCCAUAAAAAUAUGCACAUGUAUUUUUAUUCUCAAUGUUUUAUCCUACGGAUAUUUGCCAAUUUGGGUCUUCUCAAUCCUGACUCUAGUGAAGUCACCGACAGGAAAGAGCUCCAUACUGAAUUUUAUCAGAACUAAUCACAAAGUGCACAAAGGUUUUGCCCAUUUUUUGUAGAUGGACGAAGUAUGUGAAGUGAGAAUCCUUCCCUUAAUCCACACCCCACUUUCUUCCCCAAUCAGGUUUUCUGUCUGCCUUUCCACUUUAACCAAUAAUCUAGGCUAGCCAAAUGUAACGAUGGGGAUAAAGAUCCAGUUAAAGAUAUAGUGAGUACUAAAAGAUGUCUGACAAUCAGUCCCCUUCGCACUAAUGCACAGAAGAUUAAUUUGCCCCCUCAGUCACUCACAUUCAAAUAAUAGAAAUUUCAUCUGUCAAAAUAUUCUCUUUCCCCAUUCCCACACCCUAUUUUGCCCCUACAAGAAAAAUGUGAACUAGUAGUCUCCUUUGUCAGUAAAACCACCUCCUUAAAUUUAUUUUCCCCAUGUUAAGGAUUGGGAGGUGGGAAAAAGAUUCAGUUUGUGAGGUGGGAAGCCUAUGCUCAUUGGCUUGAAUGUAAAAGUUCCCAUCAAAAAUCAGCCAAGAUUCUAAACUUUUAGUCCUAGUCUGUGAUUGCUGGUGUUAAUGUUUGCAUAGUUGGACAAUGGGCAAGCACAAGAGUUGGGGUCAGGUGUGUUAACCGGAGAGAAUUCAUUCACCCACACACACUCUCAAGGUUUGAGAUGUAAAAAAUAGCUGGGAUGGACAGCUAAUGGAAGGUGACUGUUCCCCAUAGAACUGUUGAAAAUCAACAUUUUUAGGAGAGAAAAUCCACAUCUGACACCUAUGUACAAUUUAAUUCAUAAGGGUCCCAGAAAUCUAUUGAACUAAAGUAAAGCAUUGUUGUAAAAUGUUCCUUGGUAUGUGAUUAAAACCCAUUUCUCCCAUAUUCUUCUGAAGGAAAACUUAUCCUAGCCCCCAACCCCUUUUAACUUGUUUUAUGAGGGUGACUUUUAUAAAGCGGCAUUGUGACUUUACAAGGACUGGUGGGUGCUCUUGCUCCCAAUGGGAAUAUCUGCAGUUGACUCUCAUGCAAGACGAACAAGUCUCUGAUUUAGGGACACUGUGCAGUGAUGUUGCAGGGAAUGUUGAAAUGUCUCCAUGGAAGAUUUAUAAAAGCGGAACAAAGAAAACCUUGUUUCUGUGAAACUUUGUACGUGUAUAUCGGAAGUUAUUUUGUAAAUAAA
Messenger RNA from Pristis pectinata (smalltooth sawfish), 2707 nucleotides. RefSeq names its product PHD finger protein 13 (gene phf13). The transcript has 6 exons. Lineage: Eukaryota; Metazoa; Chordata; Chondrichthyes; Rhinopristiformes; Pristidae. Bases 94 to 1110 code for a protein of 338 amino acids. Gene Ontology annotation, molecular function: chromatin binding. Gene Ontology annotation, biological process: mitotic chromosome condensation. The record is from RefSeq and is a predicted model, not a curated record.